This is a messenger RNA of Magnolia sinica, 1036 nucleotides long. RefSeq names its product protein PLASTID TRANSCRIPTIONALLY ACTIVE 7. Gene Ontology annotation, biological process: plastid transcription. Gene Ontology annotation, cellular component: plastid-encoded plastid RNA polymerase complex. NCBI's taxonomy places the organism in Eukaryota, Viridiplantae, Streptophyta, Magnoliopsida, Magnoliales, Magnoliaceae. The transcript is spliced from 4 exons. The coding region runs from base 95 to 583 and encodes 162 amino acids. The record is from RefSeq and is a predicted model, not a curated record.
UGGCGAGAGGUUCACAUCCUUCACACGUACGGCUCCCGAGCAUGCUUUUCCAAGAUGAUAUAAGCCGAUAAACGGCAGAGAGGGAGAAGCGAGCAUGGCUUUCUCUUCUCUGCAUUUCAUCAGCUGCCCUUUGUCUUCUCCUAAAAUCGAAGGCAGAGCAGAAAUUCCAUGGCGUUUGAACAUCUCCUCCAUGGCGCAGAAAUCGUCGGAGAAGAGCGGACGCGGGAGACGGAUAUGGCGACGGAGAAAACUGAUGAAAAAAGAUGACAAGCUGCAGUACAAGAUGGAGCGGAUCCCUUUCCUAGAAGAGCAGGUGAGGAAAAUAAAGGAAACGGGAAAGCUUUUGAGUAUGGACAUUGAGAGGCUGUUGCUGUCUGAAGAUAACAGGUUUGAUUUUGUAAAUGAGGUGGCGGCGGAGGCGAAAUCCUAUGUUGAGAACAACCCAGAUGAGUAUGGGGGGAAGAAAGCCAUAUUACAUGUGCUCAGCAACCGCAUGAACGAUGCUGGGGUCCACCGCGAAGAGGCUUACUUGGAAUCCGAUCCCUUCAAGCCUGGGCCCACCUAUCUCAAAGAAGAAUUAUAAGCUGCAAAUACCAAAGUCACUCACUGCAAUCUCUCAGUUGACAAGAAAAUCAAGACUGUUCUGCUCUCGAGCUUGAGGCCCAGGUUUGAGAUUUACUACUAUGGAGAUUUUCUGUCAUCGUUUUACUGUGGAAGUGGGCUGCAUUGCACUUUAUAUUAAAGCUCCUCGUUAUGGCUAAUGUGAUCCUCGAUGCAGAAAUUUUGAAAGAUUGAGACAGAAUUCCAAAGUUGAAUAUAACUUUUUUCUCAGGUUAUAGCCAUAGUUCGAAAACCCUAAAACUCAAUUCGAUGUUUCAGCUGGGUUGGUUCAACUUGAAGACUUGAGUCAAUAUUUAAUAAUCAUAAUUAGAAUAUUAUAUAUAUGAGCAUAUGUUUAAGAUAGUUAGAAAUAGUACACAUAGUAAAAAGAUUAGUGUAUUUUUCUAGAAAAUCAAGUUGGCAUGUUGGUGUAGUC